AUGUCGCUGAGCCGACCGCUCGCCGCCGCCGCCGCCGCCACCGUGCCCGACGAGCUCCAUCUGGAGAUCAUGGUGCGCCUCCCUGCGCUUCCCCAGGCGCUCGCCCGCGCCUCCGCCGUGUGCCCGGAGUGGCGCCGCGUCGUGCGCGACGCGGCCUUCCUCCGCCGCCACCGCGAGCUCCACGGCGGGGUGCCCGCCACGGCGGGGUUCUUCCACAACACCGUCGUCUUCGGCGGCGCGCCCGGCGGCGCCCGCUUCGUCUGCGCCGGCGCCGGCCCCCUCGCCCUGUCCGUUCCGCCGUCGGUAAGCCGCCAGGGUGUCCCCUGCUGCCACACCCACGUAAACCCCGGCGACGCAUGGACGGUGCUCGACUGCCGCGGCGGCCGCGUCCUGCUCGGCUGCUGCAGAUUCUCCUGCUACUUCCUCGUCUACAACCCCAUCACCGGCAAGCGCUGCCUCGUCAAGGCGGCAUCCCAUAAACGACUCCAUCUCCAUCACUCCAUCCGAUGCAACGCCACGCUGAUCUGCGACGACGACGACGCCGACGCCGACGGGCCGUUCCGCGUGGCCGCCGUGUACACCACCGUCACCGACGGCGGCCGCCUGUUCGGCGCGGCGUUCUUGUCGCGCACCGGCAGGUGGACCACGGCGCCGCAGGUGUUCGUCGACCUGCCGCGGGGCAUCGACCUCCGCGGCGAGCCGUCCGCCGUGGUGGGGAGCACGGCGUACCUCUCGGCGUACAGCUACCUCGUCCUCGCGUUCGACGUCGAGCACUGGACGAUGGCCACGUUCCAGCGGCCGCCGCGCUGCGGCAACGCCCGGCUGAUGAAGACGCGCGGCGACGGCGUGCUCGGCCUCGUCGGGGCGCUGGAGCUCACCGUCCGGCUGUGGGCGCGGGAGGCCGGAGGCUGGGUGCUGCGUAGCACCGUUGAGCUCUCCGACAUGGGGCUUCUUCGUGAUCUCCCAUCGGCACCGUUGCCCAGGUCUGAAAAAAACCAAUGGGUUCUUUGA
Messenger RNA from Oryza sativa Japonica Group (Japanese rice), 1011 nucleotides. The record is from RefSeq and is a predicted model, not a curated record. Lineage: Eukaryota; Viridiplantae; Streptophyta; Magnoliopsida; Poales; Poaceae.